AUGGCCGCCAAAUCGGACGGAGCCGCUGCAUCUCUCGUAACCUCGGCUUCCGCGUGCGCGCGCGACAAGGAGCCCGAGGCGCGGUGCGUCCUCGCGGGACCGGAAGAGCUCCGGGACCGCUCCCGACGGCACGCGCUGCUCGACUGCUGCUGGGUGCUCUGCGCGCUGCUCGUCUUCUUCUGCGACGGCGCCACGGACGUGUGGCUCUCGGCCGACUACUACGCGCGCCGCGACUACUGGUGGUUCGCGCUCACGCUGCUCUUCGCCGCGCUGCCGUCCGCCGUGGUGCAGGUGCUCAGCUUCCGCUGGUUCGUCUACGACUACACGGUGGAGACGGAAGAGGACGCGGCGGCGGCGGCUGCGGCGCGCUCGCGGAGCCGCACGCUCAAGUGCUGCCGCGCGUGCAUGUGGACCUUCCAGUCCCUCGUGCACAUCCUGCAGCUCGGCCAGAUGUGGAGGUACAUACACACGCUGUACUUGGGUGUGCAGAACCACUGGUAUCGCCACUGCUACUGGCGCCUGAUGUUUGAGACGGCUGAUGUGAACAUGCUAAGGCUGCUGGAGGCUUUCCUGAAGAGCGCGCCACAGCUUGUCCUGCAGCUCAGCAUCAUGAUCCACAGCAAACACAUCCUGCCACUGCAGGGUCUCUCCACCUCGGCCUCCUUGGUCUCCUUAGCCUGGAUGAUUGCCUCCUACCAGAAGGUCCUUCGUGACUCCAGAGAUGACAAGCUACCCAUGUCCUACAAGGCAGUGAUUGUGCAGAUGCUAUGGCACCUCUUCACCAUUGGCGCACGUACCAUCGCAUUCGCGCUCUUCGCCUCUGUCUUCCAGCUGUACUUUGGCAUCUUUGUUGUGGCUCACUGGUGCGCCAUGACCUUCUGGAUCAUCCAAGGCGAGACUGACUUUUGCAUGUCCAAGUGGGAGGAGAUAAUUUACAAUAUGGUUGUGGGCAUCAUUUACAUCUUCUGCUGGUUCAAUGUCAAGGAGGGUCCAGCGCGAUGCCGCUUAACCACGUACUACUGUGUGAUUUUGGUGGAGAAUGCUGUACUCACAGCCACCUGGUAUGCAUACAGGGGCCCACACACCUCAGACUUCUAUGCCCUUAUCAUUGUGUGUGUGGUAGUAUGUAGCUAUGCCUUGGGAACCUUUUUUAUGUUUGUCUAUUACUGCCUGCUCCAUCCUGAUGGCCCAGUCCUGGGUUCACAUUGGAGCUGCAUGGAGGAAGGAAUUGGUGCAAUAGGACUUGGGGGUAUGGGGGACCUGGGGACACCUCUGCCCCAACCAGAUGUUGUGACAAGUCCCCCAAGAACCUUGCAGAGGACUAAGGAUGGGGAACGGGAAUCAGGGGACAAGGAGAGCUGCCUGCCUGUUUUUCAGGUGAGGUCCAUCAGUGUGGCUCCUGCUCCUUCUCCUCGAACACCAAAACUUGAGGGCCCUGUUAUCCGCAUCGACCUCCCCAGGAAGAGCUAUCCAGCCUGGGAUGCACACUUCAUCGACCGCCGGUUAAGAAAAACCAUUUUGGUGCUGGAGAAUACAUCACCCGUGACGCCUAGGAUUCAGUACCGCAGCCUUGGCAGCCCAAAAGAGGUGAUGGAGUAUGAGACUACUGUGUAGUUGCAACUCCUGACCUCUUGUCAGUAGGGACCUCGCCUGUGGCUCUGCUUCUCUGUGUAGAGAAGAAGUGAAGAGGAAAGCAAUGCUGGGAGGUUCCCAGAAAACCAUUGGUGCUCUAAGGCAUUUGGGUGCACAGAACAUGGGACCUUGAAUUCGCCUUGAAAGUUCACAAAGUUGAGUGAAAAGGGUUAACUGUAAAUGAGAGUGAUAUUUAAGAAUUCUACCACAAUGCCAGCCAUAAGUACUGACCUAAAAAGAGGGGUGAUGACCUGUCCAUAGAUGUUUUGAUGAUGAUAUGCAUGGGUGUGAUGAUGAUGGUGAUAAAUAUAAGUAGGAGAUUUCAGGUGAUACAUGUUCAAUGCUAGAAGAACUGGCCAAUCAGUCCUGGACUGUCCUGGGAGCUGCACAGGUCUAAAUCUAAUGAAUGUUAGUAACUUGAAAACAGUACCAGUUGUGUAUUAUAUUGCUUAUGUGAAUGGUAAGAUUACCCAGUUGAAUCAUCAUGAUUUAUUUAUUGAUUGAGUAGAUUUAUUUUUUUGUUACUAUGUGGCGAUGAUAAAAAAUAUUUUCUAUCGUAUAUCAGCGUAUACAUAUAAUCAUUUUGUUAUAUGUAUACAAUAUAUUGGAAUGGUAUCACUGUGUAGGUACGUAUGAAUGUUUUUUUGGGUUGUCUGUAUGUUCAACUGGUCUUUGAUCAUACUGCAUUGUUUAUCUGUAACGGUAAAGGACAGAAAAAAAAUAUUUAUGAAGAAAAAAAAUGGGUUAACAAUGCCCUGAUAAUGAUGCAUUAUGACUAAAAUGUAGUUGGAAAAAAU
Molecule: messenger RNA, 2429 nt
Organism: Clarias gariepinus (North African catfish)
Lineage: Eukaryota; Metazoa; Chordata; Actinopteri; Siluriformes; Clariidae
Gene: xkr7b
Product: XK, Kell blood group complex subunit-related family, member 7b
Exons: 3
Coding region: 1-1614 (537 amino acids)
Biological process (GO): phosphatidylserine exposure on apoptotic cell surface; engulfment of apoptotic cell; apoptotic process involved in development
Cellular component (GO): plasma membrane
Source: RefSeq, a predicted model, not a curated record